Penicillium crustosum is the source of this 1074-nucleotide messenger RNA. RefSeq lists its product as uncharacterized. Lineage: Eukaryota; Fungi; Ascomycota; Eurotiomycetes; Eurotiales; Aspergillaceae. Bases 1 to 1074 code for a protein of 357 amino acids. The record is from RefSeq and is a predicted model, not a curated record. The transcript has 4 exons. Gene Ontology annotation, biological process: protein phosphorylation. Gene Ontology annotation, molecular function: protein kinase activity; ATP binding.
AUGAGUAUCCCGUCCCCUCCCACUCCGCUAUCAAAGGCCUCGAUCGAUGACGAACCGAGAUUCGAACCUAUUACAUUGCCCUGUGAGUGGUACAAGGUCAUCCGGAAGCUUGGCGAGGGCUCCUACUCGACAGUUUGGCUAACCCGUGACGAGAAGCCCAAUGGUGUCCACAAGUGCCUGGUAUUUGAGCCUAUGGGUCCCAGUGUGAAUACUAUGGUCGAGGAACUGCCACAGUUCAAACCUCGCAGGCGAGAAAUGAAUGUCCGCUAUCCGCUUUGGAUGACAAAGAGCAUCCUUAAGCAGUCCUUGCAGGGUCUUGCAUUUCUCCACCGAAAUGGUAUCGCUCAUGGAGACUUACAGCCAGGAAACAUGCUUUUCGCUCUUAACAAUAUCGACUCGAUUCCCGAGGACUUGCUCCGACAAGAAGAAGACGUGGAAGCCGGCUCAAUCUCGGCCCCUGUACAGAGGCUAGACGGUAAACAAGACAAAUGUGCCCCUCGAUAUCUUUGUGUUGCACAGCCACUACUACCCUGUACCUCCACCGAAGGGUUUAGGAUCAAAUUAUCCGAUAUGGGCGGUGCAUAUUUCUUUACCGAUCCGCCAAAAAGGCCCAUCACUCCAGUCGGUCUUCGGGCCACCGAGUUGAUUCUUACCGGGGCCGUUAAUGAUACCCUUGAUGUUUGGAGUUUUGGUUGCAUUUUCUUUGAGCUUAUCACCGGAGAGCAGCUUUUCUGUGUACCAUACUCCGAGAUGGAAGAUGACGAUUAUUAUCUCUCCCUUACCACCCAGCUCGGUUCACUUCCCGACGAGUUAUUCAAGCAUCGGAGGACAUCCUCGCUCUACUUUACACACGAGAAGAAGCUCUUUAAUUGUCAGCUUGGAGGAGUCGCUCCAGGGAAGGAGCCUCUUAUGCUGGAGCAGGAAUCUAUGGAAGAGUCAUUCGAUCGGGCAGCCCCGGAUCUUGGUGAGGAGGAGGCUCGGAAAGUGAAGGCUCUCAUUCGAUGGAUUUUGCAAUAUGAGCCCGCGAAGAGACCUUCAGCUGCGGAAAUCUUAUCUGAGGUUCCGCGAGAUUGA